UGUCCUCCGGAUUCAAGAAGUUCACAGUCCAGCCCAAGGGUAUCUGGGCCCGUAUUUCGAACUUCUUCUCCAUCGACCCUAAUCGUUCGACCGGUAUCCCCCUCAACCCUACAUAUCGUGUCCCCGCACCCGGAUCCCGGUCAGAACGUUUCCAGGAGCCUGUCACCGCUCCUGCCAGUGAUAUCGCCGAGAACCAAUACUUUAACCGCGAUGUGCGUCGUCAGUAUCCUCGGUUGGCAGUGACGGACCAGUCUACCCUCGCCGGGUUGUUGACCCUUGGCUCUGCGGAGGCGCCUAGGACGGAGUUGAUUGGUGAGAGUGGUGCCAAGGACUUG
Messenger RNA from Saitoella complicata NRRL Y-17804, 335 nucleotides. RefSeq names its product 21 kDa subunit of NADH dehydrogenase. NCBI's taxonomy places the organism in Eukaryota, Fungi, Ascomycota, Saitoellomycetes, Saitoellales, Saitoellaceae. The annotation marks the transcript as partial. The transcript has a single exon. The record is from RefSeq and is a predicted model, not a curated record.